Messenger RNA from Clunio marinus, 4764 nucleotides. The record is from the annotation of a GenBank genome assembly. NCBI's taxonomy places the organism in Eukaryota, Metazoa, Arthropoda, Insecta, Diptera, Chironomidae.
AGUGCCACCAAGCGUUGAAGUUGAGUAACAUUUCAAAGAGGGGUUUUGAACUAAAACAAUGUUUGCACAAAAAGUGAUCUUAACGUGUCAGUGUUUAAGGCUGAAAACUGUGUUCAAUCAAAUAUUUAAAGUCUUAUAGGUUUCUGAAAACCUUCGAAAUAAAAUUGUGAGAAAUAAAAUUGGUGCAUCCUGCGAGAUAAUUUUUCUAAAAAAAGUGUAAAAUAACAAUCAAAGCUAAAAUAUCCUUGAAUCAUCGAAAGGAUUAUAAAAAAAGAAAAUUAAAAUAAAUAGUUAGCAUAACAAGUGACGUAAAUCAUACGACAUACCUAGAUAGAAAAAUAAUUCGGAAAAUUUAUAUUUUAUAUGGUUUAUUUACAAGAAGGCAAGGCCACAUGUAGAAUUAUAGAUCAACAUCCGAACACCACACAAAAAAGGUUUUCGUUUGUUAUUAAUCCGACGUCAACGACGGUCAAACAAUUCCUGGAUCAGAUCGUAACACAAUUUACAUACGAAAAAUUUGAUUUAAUAUUUGAGACAAAAAAUACAAAUCUUAACGAUCAUUUAAAUGCAAAACUUUCCGAAAUUGGCAUCGAAGUGAAGCAACAUUACAAUUUUUUACUUAAACCACUUAACAACAAUACAAACGAUAAAAAAGCAGUGCCAAAAGUCAAAAACAUUGCACCAAAGAUGUUAAAAAAUGAAACAAAUGAAAUGAGUGCAAAACAGCAACAACAGCAGCAAUCAAUAGCAGUUGAAACAGAAAUAUCGUCUGAUGAUGAUUUAGCAUUGGGAGCAUCAGCAAGUCCAACUGAAGACACAUCAAAUUCACCACCAGCGUUACCAGCACUCUUUGACACACCAAUAACGUCGUCAUAUGGAGCAAUUGAAGAUCAAACGACAGUAUUCCGACGAUGCAAUGAUUUUCAAGUAAAAGCAACAUUUGUUGGGCUUGUUAAUCAAGCUAUGACUUGUUAUCUUAACAGUUUACUUCAAGCUUUAUACAUGACACCAGAAUUCCGAAAUGCUUUAUACAAUUGGGAGUUUGAUGGUUCAGGUGAAUCGAAAUCAAUUCCAUUUCAACUUCAAAAGCUUUUCGUAAAUCUUCAAACAUCAAAUAAACUCGCAGUUGAAACAACUGACCUUACAAAGAGUUUUGGGUGGGAUUCAACUGAAGCAUGGCAACAACAUGACAUACAAGAACUUUGUCGUGUGAUGUUUGAUGCACUUGAACAGAAAUUUAAGAAUACAAAGCAAGCUGAUCUCAUCAAUUGUUUGUAUGAAGGAAAAAUGAUUGAUUAUGUAAAAUGUUUGGAAUGCGAAACAGAGAAGAGUCGUGAAGAUACUUUCUUAGAUAUUCCUCUUCCUGUUCGACCAUUUGGCAGUUCAGUUGCUUAUGAAAGUGUUGAAGAGGCAUUAAAAGCAUUUGUGCAACCAGAAACAUUAGAUGGUAAUAAUCAAUAUUUCUGCGAGAAAUGUAAUAAAAAAUGCGACGCACAUAAAGGACUUAAAUUCAAAAAGUUUCCUUACAUCUUAACGCUUCAUCUCAAACGCUUUGACUUUGAUUAUCAAACGUUGCAUCGGAUAAAGUUAAAUGACAAAGUAACUUUUCCUCAACAACUCAACUUAAAUUCUUUCACAACAAAUAUCAACAACAUGGAACAAAACUCAACGUCAACAGCAGCUUCGGCAACAACGAAACCCAAUGACAUUGCAUCCAUUGGAAGUGUCGAAAGUGCUGUAAAAUGUGAUGAUUGUAGCACAACUGAUUCAGUUUUAGAUGAAGAAGGAUCGCAAUAUAAUCAAAAUUCAAAUCAAUAUCCAAGUGAAGGUCAAGAAGAUGAUGAAGGAAUUGAUAUGAGUGUAAAUGGUGAUUGCAAGUCUCUCAUGUCAAAUUCAACAUCAAUUGAUUCAACAAAUAACUCGGGACCAUUUAAUUAUGAUUUAUUUGCAAUAAUGAUUCAUUCGGGAUCGGCAAGUGGUGGUCAUUAUUAUGCAUAUAUAAAAGAUUUCGAAACUGGUUGUUGGUAUUCGUUUAAUGAUCAAACUGUAUCGCCAAUCACACAAGAUGAUAUCAGCAAAUCAUUUGGUGGCAGUGGUGCUUUUAAAAGUUAUUAUUCAGGAUUUAGUUCGAGUACAAAUGCUUACAUGUUGAUGUAUCGUCAACAAGAUCCAGCAAGAAAUAAAUUAGCAAUCAAGCAAGACAACUUCCCACCACAUAUAACAAAACUCGUUGAAAGAAUUAAGAAUCAUGAAGAAGAUGAUCGAAUGAAGAAAGAACGUGAGUCAGAAAUGUUGAAACUCAAAAUUUACUUCAAAAAUCCUUUAACAAAACAAAAAAGUGAUGCAAAAGUUUUCGCCAUAUCAGAGUCAACACUUAAAGAAGUCCUCGAAGAUGCUUAUUCAAGAUUAAAGAUAAAAUCAAUUGCACCAAUAGAACGAUGUCGUCUUGUUGCUUAUGAUAGUCCAAGUGAUGGAAUCGAAAGGAGUUUCGAAGGAAUGGAGAAGGAACAAAUUGGUGACAUCAUGUAUAAGCUCAUAAAUCGAAUGGAAUUAUUAUUGGAGGUUCGUGAUGAAGGAAAAGAGUUUGAAGAAUACUUGCAAGGCGGUGUUACAGUGAAACUUUAUCAAAUUUUCUUAUCAACAUCAAAGAGCGACAUCGAUGGUCCAUUUGAAGUUCGUGCUUAUGAGCAUAAAACAAUUGAACAUUUUAAAACGUCAAUUCGAAAGAAUCUUGGGCUUGAUGACACUUCACCCAUGACAUUAGCAGUUAAACAUUAUGGUAGCAAUGCUAAAAUCCUUCAAGAUGAUGUGACAGUUAAAAGUGAAGACAUUAUUGGUGGAUCGAAAGUGUUUAUGACAGUGGAUAAAGAUUUGGAACGUUUCAAAUCAGCAGUUGAAGAUAUGAACAAUGUUUUGACACUUUACUUUACACUACCAAAUAAUAAAAAAGAAACUUUAGAGAAGCUUUCGAUACCAACGUAUGAAGAGCCAGAGGUCGAGCCAAUAUCAGAGACAGUACGGGAAAAAGAGGAUGAAGAUGUCGUCGACAGUGUUGCUUUUAACAUCAUCAACAACAACAAUUCAACAUCUGGUGAGUGCAACAGUGAGGAUUCUAGUUUAAGUGACUCAGAUCGUACACUUAUUGAUGAUUCAAAUUUCACAGCAACAACAAAUGUGGUGAUCCCAAAACCACCACGUGGAGGCAUUUUAAGGAAUUCAACGUUCGAUAAAAAUGGAAAUGAUGAUGAAUCAACAGAACAUUUCUUUAAAGCGAUUUUGCCAAAUCAUUUUGAUCGUGCUACUUCAGGGAGUGUUGACAGUGGUAAUGAGAAUGAUGAAGAUACAACUGAUAGUUCAGAAAGUCAAAAGAUUCUUAAAGUUUUCGCUGAUCGUCGAAUGAAUGUUAAUACAUUGAAAAUGAAGCUUCAACGUUAUAUCAAAAUUCCGAUGGAAUAUUUUAAGAUUUUUCAUGUUUUAACAGCACAAAGUGAAAGUGAAUGUACACAAUUAACAUCAUCACUUAACAGCACAUUCAAAGAUGAAGAAUGUUUAGCGAUUGAGCUUGGACGUGCUCUUCGUACUGGUGAAUUUAAAGUGAAACUUUAUUAUUUGAAUGUCGCUGAAUUGACUGACAUUGAGAAGCUUCCAUUUGUCUGUGACUACAUUCUUCGUGAGUCCUCUGAAGUUGGACAAACAAAACGUGAGAUUAUUGCGCAUCUUCGUGGACUCGAUGAAAAAUAUGCUAAUCUGACUUAUGAGCGUGCCAACUUGCGUAAAAAGAGCUGGAAAAGUCCAGGACAGAUCUAUUUGGACGAUCAGAAGUUUGGUGAUGAUUAUAUCAUCAAAUCAACUGCCAAUCCUGAUAUUAUCAUUCAAGAACUACAACCAGAUCAAGUUAAUCAUUUAGAUUUUGAUGGUGAACCGAUAAAUGAAGAUAGUAAAUCACUCUUUGUCAGACAAUUUUAUCCUUCAAAGCUGGAGCUUGGAAAGUGGGUCGAAAUCAUGAUAGGAAAAAACAGUGAAUUAAAAGGAAUUAUUUCAAAGAUAUCAGGUAUUGAGGAAGAUAAAAUCAUGUACACAAAGCUAUCACGCUCUUUUGUGAAUACUUCGAUAAUGCAUAUUGAUGGUCUACCAUGGUUUGAUACUUCUGCGACAAUGGAUGAUAAUCACACUUUAAGUGCAACACCUGAUGGCUCAGUUUAUCUUUACAAGGACAACACUGAACCAGUGAAACAACUUACCACCGAGGAACGAUUAGAAAUAUCAAAGAAGGAGAACGCAGUGUCGUCCACAACAAGCACGUACUCAUCACCACGCCGUGAACGUGGCCUUAAAAUCUAUCUUGAUUCACCCAAGAAACGUGACGACUCUUAAAGUUCUCACAUACAAAUCUCUGCUAAAAAUAUUCAAUUUAUUUAAAUUUUUCUAUUAUCUUAACUUUUCUUUUCUUUCAUCAUCCCUCUUCACACAUACACACACAUGCCGUUAUAAUAAAAUUCAAUAUGCCAAGUUCGCUUAAGACUUAAAGAAAAUAUUGAAACAAAUAAGGCUUUGUUUGCUCAAAAUAGCUUCAAUAAAUUUGAUGAAACCAAAAUUAAUUGUUCGAGAGAAAAGAAAAGUUCUUUGAUUUUUCAUGUUUUUGAGAUUUAUCUCAAAGAAAAUUUCAAAGAAACAAAACAAUUUUUAUACAAUUUAUAUCAGAAUAAAUGCUGUUGACUGUUAAAUGGAAAAAAGAAAAAAAAUGUUUUGAUUUCUUAUAAAAGA